ACCCCCCCCUCCCUGUCCGGUCCGGGUUCGCUUGCCUCGUCAGCGUCCGCGUUUUUCCCGGCCCCCCCCCAACCCCCCCGGACAGGACCCCCUUGAGCUCGCCCCUCAGCUGCCACCAUGAGCGACCAAGAUCACUCCAUGGAUGAAGUGACAGCUGUGGUGAAGAUUGAAAAAGGUGUUGGUGGCAAUAAUGGGGGUAGUGGUAACGGUGGUGGUGCCGCCUUUUCUCAGACUCGAAGCAGCAGCACAGGCAGUAGCAGCAGCAGUGGUGGCGGAGGAGGGCAGGAAUCCCAGCCAUCUCCUUUGGCUCUGCUGGCAGCAACCUGCAGCAGAAUUGAGUCACCCAAUGAGAACAGCAACAACUCCCAGGGUCCGAGUCAGUCAGUGGGCACAGGUGAACUUGACCUCACAGCCACACAACUUUCACAGGGUGCCAAUGGCUGGCAGAUCAUCUCUUCCUCCUCUGGGGCUACCCCUACCUCAAAGGAACAGAGUGGCAACAGUACCAAUGGCAGCAAUGGCAGUGAGUCUUCCAAGAACCGCACAGUCUCUGGUGGGCAGUAUGUUGUGGCUGCUACCCCCAACUUACAGAACCAGCAAGUUCUGACAGGUCUACCUGGAGUAAUGCCUAAUAUUCAGUAUCAAGUAAUCCCACAGUUCCAGACUGUUGACGGGCAGCAGCUGCAGUUUGCUGCCACUGGGGCCCAAGUGCAGCAGGAUGGUUCUGGUCAGAUACAGAUCAUACCAGGUGCAAACCAACAGAUCAUCGCAAAUCGAGGAAGUGGGGGCAACAUUAUUGCUGCUAUGCCAAAUCUACUCCAGCAGGCUGUCCCCCUCCAAGGCCUUGCUAAUAAUGUGCUCUCAGGACAGACUCAGUAUGUGACCAAUGUACCAGUGGCCCUGAAUGGGAACAUCACCUUGCUACCUGUCAACAGCGUUUCUGCAGCUACCCUGACUCCCAGCUCUCAGGCAGGCACGAUCAGCAGCUCUGGAUCCCAGGAGAGUGGCUCACAGCCUGUCACCUCAGGGACUGCCAUCAGUUCUGCCAGCUUGGUGUCAUCACAAGCUAGUUCCAGCUCCUUUUUCACCAAUGCCAAUAGCUAUUCAACAACUACCACCACCAGCAACAUGGGAAUUAUGAACUUUACCAGCAGUGGAUCAUCAGGGACUAGUUCUCAAGGCCAGACGCCCCAGAGAGUUGGUGGGCUACAAGGAUCUGAUUCUCUGAACAUCCAGCAGAACCAGACAUCAGGAGGCUCACUGCAAGGAAGUCAGCAAAAAGAGGGAGAGCAAAGCCAGCAGACCCAGCAACAACAAAUUCUUAUUCAGCCUCAGCUAGUUCAAGGGGGACAAGCUCUUCAGGCCCUCCAAGCAGCACCAUUGUCUGGACAGACCUUCACAACUCAAGCUAUUUCCCAGGAAACUCUCCAGAACCUCCAGCUUCAGGCUGUUCAAAACUCUGGUCCCAUCAUCAUUCGGACACCAACUGUGGGGCCCAAUGGACAGGUCAGUUGGCAGACCCUUCAGCUGCAGAAUCUUCAAGUUCAGAAUCCACAAGCCCAGACAAUCACCUUGGCCCCUAUGCAGGGUGUUUCCUUGGGGCAGACUAGCAGCAGCAAUACCACCCUUACACCCAUUGCCUCAGCUGCCUCCAUUCCUGCUGGCACAGUCACUGUGAAUGCUGCUCAACUCUCCUCCAUGCCUGGCCUCCAGACCAUUAACCUCAGUGCAUUGGGUACUUCAGGGAUCCAGGUGCACCAGCUUCCAGGCCUGCCUUUGGCUAUAGCAAACACCCCAGGUGAUCAUGGAGCUCAGCUUGGCCUUCAUGGAUCUGGUGGUGAUGGGAUACAUGAUGAGACAGCAGCUGGAGAAGAAGGAGAGAACAGCCCUGAUCCCCAACCCCAAGCUGGUCGCAGGACUCGACGGGAAGCAUGUACAUGCCCCUAUUGUAAAGACAGUGAGGGAAGAGGCUCUGGAGAUCCUGGCAAAAAGAAACAGCACAUUUGUCAUAUCCAGGGAUGCGGCAAAGUAUAUGGCAAGACCUCACAUCUCCGGGCACACUUGCGCUGGCAUACAGGGGAGAGGCCAUUCAUGUGUAAUUGGGCAUAUUGUGGGAAGCGCUUUACACGUUCGGAUGAGCUUCAGAGACAUAAACGUACACAUACAGGAGAGAAGAAAUUUGUCUGCCCUGAGUGCCCUAAGCGUUUCAUGAGGAGUGAUCACCUGUCAAAGCAUAUCAAGACCCACCAGAACAAAAAGGGAGGCCCAGGUGUAGCCCUGAGCGUGGGCACAUUGCCCCUGGACAGUGGGGCAGGUUCAGAAGGCAGUGGCACUGCCACUCCUUCAGCCCUUAUUACCACCAAUAUGGUAGCCAUGGAGGCCAUCUGUCCAGAGGGUAUUGCCCGUCUUGCCAACAGUGGCAUCAACGUCAUGCAGGUGACAGAGCUGCAGUCCAUUAAUAUCAGUGGCAAUGGUUUCUAAGAUUAGACACCCAGGGCCAGAGACAUAUGGGCCAAUACCCACCAAGCCUGGGAUGCAAGGUAGCAUGGGUCCAAGAGACAUGUGGAAGAGAGAGCCAUGAGGCAUUAAUGUGCUUGGUGGUAGGAAGAAUUGGGAGAUGGUACAAAAGAAGAGAUGGGAUCGUGGCACCCAUCUAUGUCACUGGUGACUCCUUGAAAAUGGAAAAUAUUAGUGAGAAUUCUGUUGGUGCCACCCUUUGAUCAGCAUUUAUCUCAUCCCAGGUUCUUCUUACAUGUCUUACCCCAGCCUCCUCUUCCUGUUUUUCCCUCUUAGCUCUCCCAUGAUGGAUCCCCCCACCCUUUUCCUAAAGCCAUCAUGCCUUGAUAAAUAUAUAUGAUCAUUGAAAUACUUUUUAACAAAAACAGAUUCUAUAUUAUAUAUAUAUAUAUUAAAAAAUAUAUAGAGAUGCUUUCACAGGGGCUGGCUGGGAGGAGGAAAAAGACCAUUCUGUGACCAAAAUACCUUGGUCUUUUUUUCUUUUCUUUUCUUUUUUUUUUAAUAUUGCCUUAUUUCUCAAUGGCUGAGCCUUAUCAUGACACAUCAAGCUUUCCUAUAAAUGUUGUCCUGGCAUCCCACCAGAGUAAGCAUUCAUACUCCUGCUUUUAGUUCAUAUAUACAUAUAUAAUGUGUCUUCUUUCUUAAUUUUGUUAUUUUAUUUGGGAUCAGCUCCUUGCACACCUUUCCUGACUCAAUCCUUUUUGUCUCCCUUUUUCUCACAUAAUCACUUCCUGUGUUGUUUUUGACAGUGAUUCCUGGAUUUGGCACUUCUGUUGAUAUUUUAAAGUCCUUAGUUCGAGCAAUGGAGUGGAAAAGCCUUGAAGUGUAGUCUGAUGCUUGAAGUAGCUAUGGAGGGAGUAUUCAAAAUACUACUGACGCAGGCACCUUCUUAGUGCUGGAGAGUCAAAACUGUCUCCCUUUAUUAGCUGUUCUAAACAUCAGAAAUCAGAAGUCUUUCUAUGGAAUUGUACAAGAGACCCUUUGAAGGAGAUACACUGUCAAAAUGGUCAAAUAGUAGGCAGCAGCUUUCAGUAUGAAAAGGAUGUUCUCAGAAAAGGAAAUAACUCAUAGUCUUGGGUUCAGAAGUUAGUGGAAUUAUUCAGAUUUCAGUAUCAUUGUCUUCCAAAUAGCUCAAAGCCUCAGUGUAUGGGCUUCUGAGUUCACACUCUGAAAGGAAGCACACUUCCUCUCUUGAACUUUUCUCUAGUUCCUUUCUGUUAAUGUUUUCAUGUUAAGGAGCAUCAGCCAGUGAGUCUGUUUGGACUUUUCAUUCUGUAGAGUGCAAAACUUAUGCUAGUGGCAAAAGUGGUUCUUUUAAAAAAAAAAAUGUCCCCCUUAACUCUUCCUUAGAUGUACUUGGGUAGUUCCUGUGGGAGAGGGAAGCACACAAUCAUGGGAAUGAAAGCCCAGAACAAAAGAAAUCUUGUCUUACCACUGUGGAUUAUAGGAGAAAUCGGGAGAAAUUAUCCUGCUUUCUCUGUGGCCUGAUUCCAUAAGAGACUGAUCCAAAAAUUAUAUCGGCAGGGAAACUCAGUGUAUUUGACACUGAGACUUAAAUGCAACCAGAAUUGUCCUCAAGGCCAGCCAUUAAAGCAUUGUCUCUCUUGACCUUCUGCUAUCUUGUCAGAGAGCUUUUCACUGUGAGGAAGUAUGGAAGUGGUUGAGUGUAUGUGUGAAAUCUAUUAGGUUGGGGAUAGGUUUUCUGUUAGCCAAUAUUUAAAGAGACCUGCAAUAAAAAAUUACCCUGAUCUGAUAGAGAAACUAAAAUGUUUGUGUACGAUUGCGUGUGAAUGUGUUCUUGCCUGUAUAUAUCUACAUGCAGAUGAGAGCUUAUAUUUGAAAUUGUUGAAAAAUAAAUUCAGAUCGAAACGCC
Molecule: messenger RNA, 4390 nt
Organism: Arvicanthis niloticus (Nile rat)
Lineage: Eukaryota; Metazoa; Chordata; Mammalia; Rodentia; Muridae
Gene: Sp1
Product: Sp1 transcription factor
Biological process (GO): regulation of transcription by RNA polymerase II
Molecular function (GO): DNA-binding transcription factor activity, RNA polymerase II-specific; RNA polymerase II cis-regulatory region sequence-specific DNA binding
Source: RefSeq, a predicted model, not a curated record